Molecule: messenger RNA, 1278 nt
Organism: Maniola jurtina (meadow brown)
Lineage: Eukaryota; Metazoa; Arthropoda; Insecta; Lepidoptera; Nymphalidae
Exons: 2
Coding region: 1-1278 (425 amino acids)
Source: RefSeq, a predicted model, not a curated record
AUGGUAGCGCGGCGGCGUACCAAACGUCUCGCUGUACGCAAGUCGGGUAGUAGUGAUUUGAAUGAUGACAUCGAUAUGAUGGGACAAACACAAGAAAAUGAGAAGAUUGAGGUGAGUGUUACGUCAAAGGAAAUUUUGCCUAAACAAAUGGCACUAGCGAAACUAUUACGAUCAGAAAAUAUACUAAGCAUAUUGAGUAUUAAAUAUAAAAGUCCUUUUAAAGUUUUGAUAGAGUUUGGUGACAAAGAAAAUGCUCAUAAACUACUAAGCAAUAAAAGGUUUGCGGAAGCAGAUUAUAGAUGUCAAUUAACAGAGGGGUUGCAAAUGAUAUUCGGUGUAGUACGAAAUAUUGAUUUAGAUGUUCAAGAGGAAGAAAUGCUCGCGAGUUUUGAAAGUGAAUUCGAAAUUUUAUCUAUUAAGAGAUUAAGGAGAUGUUUAGAAAAUGGUGACUGGAUUGAGAGUGAAUCAGUAAGGGUGUGUUUUAAGAGUCCUACCUUACCCUCGUAUAUACUGAUAUACGGGUGCAGAUUUAAGGUGGAACCAUUCACAUUUCCUGUCACGCAGUGCUCUUCCUGCUGGCGCUAUGGCCACACAAAGAAAUUUUGUCCAAGAAAGAAGGAUUUUUGCCCAAAAUGUGGAGAACAACACUCAAAUUGUGAGACCAAGAUAUAUUCUUGCAUUAACUGCAAUGGGAAUCAUAUGGCACUUGAAAGAAUGUCCUGUCCAGUAUUUCUCAAAGAAAAGGAGAUCAGGAAGAUUAUGUGUGAGGAAAACUGUAAAUAUCGACAGGCUUUGCUUAUAUAUUAUGAUAAAAAGAAAUUAAGUGAUAGACGUCAGCGUUAUAAUAUGAACGAAACAAAUGAAGAAUUCAACAAUCGUAACGUAAAUUAUAAUGAGACGAAUUUGAAUAAGACUUAUAGAGAUGUUCUAGUUACUGAAGCUGAAAUUCAUAAUGAGAAGAAAGAAGAGUCAUCAGAUAGUGAAAUAGAAAUGGAAAAUAUUGAGACGGUACAUACUGGGUCACAGAAAGAAAAAAAAAGGAAGAAAAAAGGAAGUAAGGUAGAACGUGUAGUUGGUGAUACAGAAUAUAUAGCUCAAAACACAGAAAGAGAAAGACGCCAAGGAGAAAAUAGAGAAGAAUAUGAGAAGAGACGUAAGAGAUUUGACUUUUAUUUCAAUACAUGUGUUCACACAAGCUUGGAUGAAGAAUCCCGCAAAAAACCAGAACCCAUGUGUCGGUCGGAUGGCGUGUGCGCUGGCAGGGAGAUCACCGCGUGA